AGAACUCGAAACCCAGAUAAAGAGAUUACUGGAUUAUAGACACGACGUGUUUGGGACAUGGCCGCAGCCCCGAUAGAUGAAUGGAUACCUCGAAUCGAAGCUGGAGGCGAUGAAAUCCCCAAUUACGUACACCCUGAUUAUUUUACAAUCAAGGUAUACCAUGGUGGGUACAUAGAGCAUGAGGAUAGCAAGUACAUUGGUGGAACUGUCAGCUACUAUGAUAAUGUGGACAAGGAUAAAAUGUCAUUGACUGAGGUGGAUGGCAUAGUGAGAGGGAUCAAGUCUGAGUAUGUGAGAACAAGGAUUGAUUACUGGUACUCUAUUGGCAGUGAGUAAGAUGCCAUGUCUAAGCUGAACAAUGACUCGGAUGUCAUCAGAAUGUGUUGCAUGGUGCCAGAAAUCAGACUGGUUAUUCAGUACCUAGACCACUUAGAGCUUGUCCCGGAUUAUGAAGAUUUGGAGGAUUUGUUCAUGUAUGAGGAUCAGAUACCUAAUUGGGGAUGCAGUCAAGCUGGAUCAUCUGGGGUUAUAAUAGAGGAGCUCCCUGACUCACCAAGGAAGCCAAAAUCGGGGGUGAAGAUUGAGGAGAUUCCUGAUUCACCUAAAAGGCAUGCUGAGAAAGUAAAACCAGUGACAACACCAUCAAGGAGGUAUAAACUGUGUGCAAACAGAAAGAAGGCUGUACCUGCUCUACCUGGUGUGAAGAUCAAUGAGGCUCAAGAUGAAGUUCCAACUCAAGCUAGUAGGGCUCCAACUGUUGACCCUAGUGAUAAGGGAAAAAAGAAAAUGCAGAUGGAGGAACUAGUUGAAGAAGAUGACAGUGAAGAUGACAGGUGGUUUCAAGAAGAAGCUGAAAAUGAAGUUGCAGAUGAUGGAUGGUUUCAAGAAGACCUUGAAGAUGAGGUAGCUAGUAGGGGUGAAGAAAAUUAUGUUGAAGCUUCUGAUGAUGAUGAUUCAAAUGAUGAUGAUUACAACCCUGCAAAAGAUGAUGAUGAGUAUGCAGGGUAUGGAGUGGAUGAUGAUUUUCUCUUUGACUGGUUAACAAAAUCUGAGGUUGUGUCUAAUCCAGGGGAGGGCCCUUAUGUAGCAGGUAGAGGUCAACAGACUAAUGAGGAAAGUUUUGAUGAUGUAGAAGAUAAUGAGCAGAUGUUUGGGGUAGAGGAUUCAGAUGAGGAAAGGCUAGGGCCAGAGUAUAACUCUGAUGAUGAUGGAGGUGAAGACAGAUUCCCUGAGUUUAAUCCUAAGGUUGAUAUGAGGGAUCCACACUUCUGCAAAGGGAUGAAGUUUGCCACAGCAAAGGUACUCAGAGCUGCCAUAAGAGAGAGGGCCAUUCAAAAUGGUUGGGCAGCUGUUUUUCUGCAGAAUGAUAGGCUGAGGAUUAGAGCCAUUUGCAAGGCACCAAACUGUCCCUUUGAGCUGUUUGCAUCAAAGAUGCAGCAUGAGGACACCCUGAUGAUAAAGACUUACAAUGGAGAACACAAUUGUCCAAGGAUUCUUGAUAAUAGCAUGGUAAAAACACCAUACCUUACACAGAAGUUUGCUGAGCAAAUCAAGCUGAAUCUUGGUAUUUCAACACAGUCUCUUGCACAGACAAUGGCAGCUGGUGUGAUGGAUUCUUUUUUCAACAAGCUUAUAGAACCAAGAAGGCUGCAUUGAGUCUGCUUGAGAAGAGCAUGAAGGAGCAAUAUGCUCGAGUACAGGAUUAUGCACAGGAGCUGAAAAGGGUGGAUUCAAACACCACUGUUGAUAUCAAAUAUGAUUUCAACAACCCUGGUAAGCUCCCUGUUUUUAAGAGAAUGUACGUUUGUUUAGGAGCUUUAAAGAUGGGGUUCAGAGCUGGAUGUAGGCCCAUUUUGGGGCUAGAUGGUUGCCACUUAAAGAGUGCUUAUGGUGGGCAGCUAUUAUCAGCAGUGGGAUUGGAUCCAAACAACACAACCUGGGUGGUAGCUUAUGAUAUGGUUGAGAUGGAGAGUAAGGAUUCAUGGGAUUGGUUUUUGAGGUUGUUGGUGAAAGAUUUGGAGAUUACAAGAGAUGGCAAUGGUUGGACUUUCAUAUCAGACAAACAGAAGGGACUGCUACCUGCAUGUGAAGCUGUGGUGCCUCUUGCAGAUCAUAGUGUGUUAGACACUUGUGGACCAAUUUCAAUAAGCUGUUUCCUCGGAAAGUUUUUAAGGACAAGGUCUGGGCAAUUACCAAAGCAACAACCAUGGCCUACUACACCAAAGAGCUGGUUUUGAGGAAGCAAAUGGACCCCAAAGCAUAUGACUGGUUAACAAGUAUUUCAAUACUAUAACCCUACUGUAUUAGUACUUGUGUUAUGAAGAUGGCAACCUAAGGUUAAUUUGGGUUGAAUUUCAUUUUGUAGAUCCUUUGAGGCCCCCAAAGCAUUGGUCUAGAGCUCACUUUGGCACCAUCCUGAAAUGUGAUGUUCUUCUUAAUAAUUUGUGUGAAAGUUUCAAUGCUUUUAUUUUACCUGCUAGAAGCAAGCCUGUGAUUUCAUGCUUUGAAGAUAUUAGGGUCAAGAUGAUGAAGAGGAUUGCAAUGAGAAGAGACAAGAUGAGCAAAGUUGAAGACCAUUUCUGUCCCAAGCCUAGAGAACUCCUAGAGAAGAACAAGAUUAAAUCUGCAACAGAUUGCAUACCAUAUGGCUCUGGCAUGUAGAAAGCUUUGGAGGAUCUAAGCAUGUGGUUGACCUGACUAGGAGGACAUGUGCAUGUAGGAGAUGGGACCUCACAGGCAUAACAUGCAAGCAUGCCAUAGCUGCUAUCAACUUCAUGAGACAAACACCAGAAGACUAUGUGGAUUCUUGCUACCUCACCAAGACCUACAUGGCUGUUUACUCUAACACAGUAAAGCUAGUGAAUGGAAUGGACUUAUGGAUCCCUAGUGGUGAACCCCAAAUCCUCCCACCUCAGUACAAUAGGCAUCCUGGUAGGCCAAGAACCAAAAAUGAUUAAAGAUGCAUCUGAAAAGGAGUCUGAGGGUCCAAAGCUUGGCAGGGUUCAAAAGAGUUUGAGGUGUAGCAACUGUGGCAUACUAGGUCACAAUGUGAAGACCUGUCAUAGGCAUCUUCCCCCCAAGGAAAAAGCAGCUAAGAAGAGGAAACUGAACACUUGAGAAGUUUCAUCAACUCAAACUCAAACUCAGGCCAAGGGUAGCAAAAAGCAGCCGAAGACCAAAAAUGAGCUUAGAGAAUCGGCAAAGAGAAGAGCUGAACAACAGAAGAAAAAGAGGGAUGAAAAGAAGGCAGCAGCAAGGGCAUCAAAAGCAUCAACAACUACAGCUGCUUCAAGCAAGGGCAGACCUCCAAAAGCUCCUUCAAGCAAGGGAAGACCAGCUGCUUCUUCACAGGCUUCAUCAGGGUCAUCUGCAAGGAUCCGGGCAAAUGCAAACAAUGGUGGAAAAUAGAGCAGGAGCUGUAUGGGUUAGCAACCAAGGUUAAGUUAUGAUUUAGAGAUGCAUGUAGCAACUUUUUGUGCCAGAAGGUUGCUAGGUCUAAUAUUUUGUUUAGAUUAUUAGACCACUACAAAAAAGAAUUCCAAUGGCUUCACCAAUUUGCGUCGGUCUUCAAUAGCCAUCGCCAAAACCUCCUCUUUCGCGACGGCAAAACCUGAGGGGUCGCGAUUGUGCAAAAUAUUUGCGACGGUAACAACUGCCGUCGCCACUGGGCGUCGCAAACCCAACGACAAAAGGGGCUUUUGCCACGGCAUGGCGCCGUGGCUAAUGCAAUU
Rosa rugosa (rugosa rose) is the source of this 3731-nucleotide messenger RNA. RefSeq lists its product as uncharacterized. The coding region runs from base 343 to 1656 and encodes 437 amino acids. The transcript has 5 exons. Lineage: Eukaryota; Viridiplantae; Streptophyta; Magnoliopsida; Rosales; Rosaceae. The record is from RefSeq and is a predicted model, not a curated record.